This is a messenger RNA of Populus nigra (black poplar), 1062 nucleotides long. Its product is annotated as wall-associated receptor kinase-like 2. The record is from RefSeq and is a predicted model, not a curated record. Bases 1 to 1062 code for a protein of 353 amino acids. NCBI's taxonomy places the organism in Eukaryota, Viridiplantae, Streptophyta, Magnoliopsida, Malpighiales, Salicaceae. The transcript is spliced from 3 exons.
AUGGAAGCAGGCUGCUACCUGGAUAAGAGGUUCAGAAUACAUUGCAACUCCAACAUGACUCCGAGGCUUUCUAUGAAUGGAAUCAAUCUAGAGGUGUUGAACAUCUCUGUUGAUGAAGGCACAAUUCACGUCAAAUUUCCGAUUUUCUAUUCAAGUAAUUGUCGAGGCAAAGAAAGCAAUCCAGUAAUUGUGAAUUUGGAAGGAAGCCCUUUUGUCUACUCAGAAAAAUGGAACAACAUUGUCUUGAUGGCCCAAAAUGACUCAAUCUAUGGUGGGUGCAUGUCUAUUUGCGAUGAGAGCAGCAACUCUGCUAGAAAUCAUGCGAGUUGCAAUGGCAUCAACUGCUGCCAGAUGAGAAUCCCGUCGCAUCUAAUGUCUUUCAAUGCAGUAUUCAAGGAUCUUGACGGUGGUCAAGGUAGAGGCAGGGAUCAAUGCAAGCAUGCCUAUUUAGUAGAACAAAGAUGGUUCCAUGAUAGGCUCAAUAGUAGUCUUGAGACCCCUUACUCAGUGACAGAUACGGACUCUGUGCCUGUGGUGCUGGACGGGAUGAUAGAUUACUGGAUAUUUGAAUCUCUAGAAAGGAAUGGAUCAUUAGCAGAUAAUAAAACAUAUCAUUGUCAUGUUAACAAUUACGAUAACAUUUCAAGCAAUCAGAAAUCCAUGGUUAAAUGUUCUUGCAGCGCUGGUUAUCAUGGGAAUCCUUAUCUUCCUGCUGGUUGUCCAGAUAUCAAUGAAUUUGAGGACCCUCGUUUCAACGAUUGUUGGAAGAAUAUGGUCUGCGUAAAUUUUGAUGCUGGAUAUGGCUGCUUCCCAUCCGAAGUCAAGAAGUCUCCGGUUAAAAUUGUGGUUGUAGCUUUAAUAAGGAAGGCUGGGCUUAUGCUACUCGAUGAAGCAACAAGUGCACUAGAUGCUGAGUCUGAGAGGUCUGUCCAGGAAGCCCUGGAUCGUGCCUGCUCAGGAAAGACCACAAUUGUUGUUGCACACCGGCUAUCAACUAUAAGAAAUGCUCAUGUCAUUGCUGCAAUUGAUGAUGGUAAAGUAGCAGAGCAAGGAUCCCACUAG